Messenger RNA from Zeugodacus cucurbitae (melon fly), 1308 nucleotides. Its product is annotated as serine protease Hayan-like. The record is from RefSeq and is a predicted model, not a curated record. Gene Ontology annotation, biological process: proteolysis. Gene Ontology annotation, molecular function: serine-type endopeptidase activity. The transcript has 11 exons. The coding region runs from base 152 to 1243 and encodes 363 amino acids. NCBI's taxonomy places the organism in Eukaryota, Metazoa, Arthropoda, Insecta, Diptera, Tephritidae.
CUGUGAUUCUCUUGCUCUUCUCUCAAUAUAUAAGCAAUUCGCGAUCAGUGACUGAAUAUAAAGCGAAGCAGAAAUUAAUUCAGUAUCAUUUCUGUGCUGCGUCUCUUUGGAGAAGGACUAAGGAAGAAGCUAUUUGAAGUUAUUUUGUAAAAUGAAAAAUAAACUCAUAUUAUUUGGACUUUUCUUCGCGCUGCUCCAAGCGACAGUGUAUGGAAAACGGAAUGAGCCUGAUCCCCCCAUAAUCGAUGAGCCAUUGAAAAUUAACGUAGAUGCCGGGAAAGAGAGAGACAGUUGCGUGAGUUUGGCUAAAACAAUCGAAGAAAAGCAAAGUCUAAUAGAUGAUGCACUGAAUAGAAUGACAGCGAAAAUCGAAGCAAUGGAAGAAAGAAUAACCGCGGAAGCUAAAGCAACCGAGGAUAGGUGUACUCAACGAAUGACCGCGGAAGCCAACGCAACUGAGGAGAGAUGGAAUCAACGAUUGACAGAGGUGAUAAAAACAGCGGAAGGAAGAAUGUCUGCGGAAAUUACACGGUUGAAUCAGAAAGUAGUUGAGUUAAGCAACCAGCUUGCCAAAAGAACAGAUGUUGCCACACCUCAGAAACGUCCAGCAGAACUUGCUUGUGAAAAAAUAACUAAUGAUUUGCGAUCGAUUGAUCCCGUGACCUCGUUCAGUGCCUUUCUUUUUAAAUCUGACAGUGCAGUUGGCUUAUGUAGAGGCAAUUGGAUUGACAAACGGUUUUAUAUAACUGCAGCAGGUUGCGUAUCAACUGUCAAAUUUACGAAGAUAGAAGUGGGUUCAGAGCAUAAGGAAAUAAAGGCAGUUCACAUACAUCCCGAUUUCUCUUCAGAAACACCUUCCCUUAACAAUAUUGCUUUGAUUGAAAUGGUGAGUGAUUUGGACUACUCUUCCGAUUGGCAUCCAGUGUGCUUAUACACUUCACAAGUGAAUCCAGAGAGUUAUUUGAUGGGAUAUUUCGGAAAAAUUCAGAUUGUAGCAGACGGUGAAUGUUUUGAUAAGACCGGUGCUGACCUGAAGCCAUCUCAACUAUGUGCAAAGAAUUUGAAAUUUAAGCGCACUUUCCUUGGCAUGCCAAUAUACAAAGUUCAAGAAAAUUUCCCCAUACAUAAAUUGUUUGCAAUUGUCGCAAAGGAAUCUGACGAUUUUGAACCUUAUGUGAUAACAAAAGUGUUUGAUCACUUGGACUUUAUUGAAAGCAUUGUAUGGCCGAAGAAUGGCAACUGAGGUUCGAAAGUAGUAUUUUUCAAUAUUAAAAUUUGCAAAUAAAGUUAAACCGUUUAUUCAACAUA